AUGGAUUACGUUAAAGGUUGGUUGAAAAUUGUACCUAUUAGAUUUUUUAACAAUAAUCAAAAUACUGAGGAAGAGGAUAAUUAAAAGUUGUCGAUAUACUAUGAUUUAUUUAGUAAAAUAGAAGAAACAGCUUCAACUAAAAUGAAGGAUUAAGACAAGAUUUUAAUUUUGAAAUAGCUAGAACAAUAUGAUAUAUUAUUUGCUUAAUAAGAUAAAUCUGAAUGA
Tetrahymena thermophila SB210 is the source of this 225-nucleotide messenger RNA. RefSeq lists its product as hypothetical. Lineage: Eukaryota; Ciliophora; Oligohymenophorea; Hymenostomatida; Tetrahymenidae. The transcript has a single exon. The record is from RefSeq and is a predicted model, not a curated record.